ACAUGUUAAUGGCAAAUGUUGUUCUUCUAGGUACCUUAGGUACCUAUCUUAACGAAACCAUCACCGAGCUUUCUAAACUGAACAGGUUUUUCAUUCGGGGAGGGCGCGAAAUGUUAUUAGAGUCUUAUUACUCGUACAUAUUUUCUCUGAUGCACAGCAAAUACAUCCUUUAACCCAACCCAACUUGUCUUUAAUUUUGAAUGGUUUUAUUUUCCCAUCCGUACCUAGAAUUUUUCGGUUUAAUGCCGUGAAGAAAAAAAAGAAGAAAAAAAAAAAGCAGACUCAAUCAUCAUGAGUAGUAGCCCUAAGGACAUCGAGCGGUCCCUCGUGCAGGCCUACGACGACCCCGAUCAGGAUGACUUCCGCUCGAUUGAUCCCGAGUCCGGGGUCAAACGCGGCCUGAAGACGCGACAUUUAUCGAUGAUGGCUCUGGCCGGAAUCAUUGGACCCGGACUUUUGGUCGGUAGCGGAGGCGCAUUGUCCGCCGGUGGGCCGGCAUCGCUAUUGAUUGGCUUCGGCGUCAUCGGUAUAAUUGCUUUUAGUAUUAUGCAAAGCUUGGGCGAGUUAACCACUCUGUAUCCUUCCGGAGGUGCUUUCACUCAGCUAGCGUCUCGGUUCGUUGAUCCUGCGUUUGGUGUCGCUGUCGGUUGGAACUACUUCGUUAUCUGGUUCGCUGUCCUCGCCAACGAGUACAAUGCCACAACCAGCAUCCUGGUAUUCUGGAGCGACAAGGUGCCCGUCUGGGGGUAUUUUCUCCUCUUAUGGACUGCCUUCUUACUAUUCCAACUUCUGGGCGUUUCCACAUUUGGGGAGGCCGAGUUUUGGUUGGCCCUUCUAAAGCUUGUAGGAUUGGUGGCAUUCUACCUAUUUUCCAUCGUAUAUGUCUCGGGUGGGAUCAGCGGAGCCGAUGCCAUAGGCUUUCGGUAUUGGCACGACCCCGGACCUUUUGUCGAAGGCUUCCGUGGUGUCGCUAAAGUUUUCGUUUUCUGCUCUACCUUCUACGCCGGCUGCGAGUCGGUUGCUGUGGCCGCCACCGAGACCAAGAACCCCAGAGUCGCGGUUCCGCUGGCCAUCCGCCAAGUCUUCUGGCGCAUCAUAUUCGUCUAUAUGGGUGCAGCUUUCUUUUUCGGCCUCACCUGUCCCGCGAAUGAUGAACAGCUUGUUAAUGGAACCAGCCGUGCCUUGUUGAGUCCGAUGACCGUUGCGAUCCAAAAUGCGGGCUGGCAAGGUGGCGUUCACCUUAUAAACGCCUUUAUCCUUAUCACCUGUAUUUCCGCCAUUAACAGUUCUAUCUACGUCGCAUCGCGAACCCUGCUAUUUAUGGCACAGCAAAGGAUGGCCCCGUCUUUCCUUGGGUGGACAGACAAGAGGGGAGUACCAAUCCCCGCUAUCACACUAGCAAAUGCUUUCGGCGCAAUAUCUAUGAUGAACGUAUCAACCGGAGCUUCCAAAGCUUACGGAUAUAUUGUCAACUUGAGUGGUGUAUCGACAUUCUUAGUUUGGGGGUCUAUUUCUCUCACCCAUAUUCGAUUCCGCCAAGCCUGGGAAGCACAGGGCUACCGUGUCGAGGAUUUGCCUUACGUUUCCCUCUGGUACCCUUGGAAUGCAUACUUUGGGUUGGCGGCGAACAUGUUCCUAGCGUUGGUGCAAGGUUGGUCGAACUUCUCACCGUGGGACGCCGGCGGCUUCGUCGAUGCUUACAUACUGUUACCAUUGUUCUUUGUUAUAUUUGUUGGAUAUAAGUUCGCAUUUAAGACACGUAUUUGGAGGAAAGAUGAGAUUGAUUUGCAGGCUGGGAGGCGCCGCGACUUAGAAGAAGAUAAGGAGAUUGCCCGGGCUGAAAUAGGGGUCCCUCAGCCGUGGUGGCGUCGGCUUCUGAAGAGCUUAUAACCCUAUUUGCCCAGGUUCCAAUCUUAGUUGUAUAUGUUGAUAAGUAUACCUCGAGUAUUAGGGUAGGUAGGAAAAUACAAUGAAGCGUAUAUCAAUA
Molecule: messenger RNA, 1987 nt
Organism: Daldinia caldariorum
Lineage: Eukaryota; Fungi; Ascomycota; Sordariomycetes; Xylariales; Hypoxylaceae
Product: putative amino acid transporter
Exons: 4
Coding region: 292-1890 (532 amino acids)
Biological process (GO): amino acid transmembrane transport
Cellular component (GO): membrane
Molecular function (GO): amino acid transmembrane transporter activity
Source: RefSeq, a predicted model, not a curated record